This is a messenger RNA of Gymnodraco acuticeps, 651 nucleotides long. RefSeq names its product cholesterol 25-hydroxylase like 1, tandem duplicate 2 (gene ch25hl1.2). Lineage: Eukaryota; Metazoa; Chordata; Actinopteri; Perciformes; Bathydraconidae. The record is from RefSeq and is a predicted model, not a curated record. Gene Ontology annotation, molecular function: C-4 methylsterol oxidase activity; steroid hydroxylase activity. Gene Ontology annotation, biological process: cholesterol metabolic process; sterol biosynthetic process.
AUGGACGUUGCAGACACCAGCGUAGAUCUUUGGAUAAGAUGCCUAGGAAACGACUCUUUGCUUGUUUGUGACAUCAUGGGAGAAAGAUGGGCCUGGGUCCAGCAAUUCAAGAUCCAACCUAGCCGUCGUCCUACAGCCUCUACACUGCUGCACUGUGCAGGGGUCACCUUGUACAACCAUGUGUUUCUUGUGCUCCCAGCAUCAGUGGCCCAGUGGACAUGGAGGCCCCCUGUUGAUCUGCCAGAACAGGCUCCCUAGCUAAUUGCUGGGUUGAUAAGCAACCUCCUGCACUUCCAAUACUUCAUCUGGCACCUGCUCCACAGGAUCCACUGGCUGUAUGCAACUUUCCAUGCAAUCCAUCAUGAAUACUCAUCUCCCUUUGCUUUAGCCACUCAGUCUGGUGGCUGGGAGCUGGCCACAGUGGGCUUUUGGACCACUCUGAAUCCUGUGAUCCUGAGAAGCCACAUGCUCACUACUUGGGACUUCAUGGUUGUGCAUGUCUACGUUUCGAUUGAGGAUCACUGUGGCUAUGAUUUCCCUUAGUCCACAUCCCACCUUAUACCGUUCGGUAUUGUUGCACCUCACUUUAGUCACUGGGAUAGGAUAUUUGGUACGCAUGCUGAUUUCAGCUUCUCUACUGCUAUAAAGUAA